Messenger RNA from Solanum verrucosum, 798 nucleotides. RefSeq lists its product as uncharacterized. Gene Ontology annotation, biological process: DNA integration. Gene Ontology annotation, molecular function: nucleic acid binding. The record is from RefSeq and is a predicted model, not a curated record. NCBI's taxonomy places the organism in Eukaryota, Viridiplantae, Streptophyta, Magnoliopsida, Solanales, Solanaceae. Bases 1 to 798 code for a protein of 265 amino acids. The transcript has a single exon.
AUGGCCGCUCCUUGGCCCUUUGUUGCAUGGGGAAUGGAUGUCAUCGGACCAAUUGAGCCAAAAGCUUCUAAUGGACAUCGAUUUAUUUUGGUCGUAGUCGAUUACUUUACUAAAUGGGUGGAGGCAAUCACUUUCAAGGUAGUCACUAAGAAGGCGGUCGUGGAUUUUGUCCAUUCAAACAUCAUUUGUCGUUUUGGUAUCCCAAGAACUAUCAUCACAGAUAAUGUUGCAAACCUUAAUAGCAAUUUGAUGAAGGAGGUAUGUGAGCAGUUCAAAAUUGUGCAUCACAAUUCUACUCCAUACCGACCAAAGGCCAACGGAGCUGUGGAGGCAGCCAACAAGAAUAUCAAAAAGAUUCUCAGGAAAAUGGUUCAAGGCACUAGACAAUGGCAUGAGAAGCUGCCUUUUGCACUUUUAAGAUAUCGCACAGCAGUGCGCACCUCGAUUGGUGCAACUCCUUAUUUGCUGGUGUAUGGGACUGAAGCUGUGCUACCAGCGGAAGUUGAAAUUCCAUCUCUUCAAAUUAUUGUCGAGGCUGAAAUUGAAGAUACUGAAUGGGUCAAAACCAGACUAGAGAAACUUACAUUAAUAGAUGAGAAGCGAUUGACGGCCGUCUGUUUUGGUCAGCUUUAUCAGCAAAGGAUGGCUGGUGCAUACAACAAAAAGGUGCACCCAAGACACUUUGAAGUAGGUCAACUGGUCUUAAAGCGCAUUCUCCCUCACCAAGAAGAGGCCAAGGGAAAGUUUCCCCCAAAUUGGCAAGGUCCAUAUCUUAUCAAGGAAAUGUUGUCCAAAUGA